GAGUUGGCAGAAAGCAGACAAACGGAACCCUCUGGAGUUAGAGAGCGGUACAAAGCGCUGAGAUGGUUGGAGCACGGCAAGAAAUAAAACUGAAGAAAUACAGAUACCUGAUUGCAUUGGUCAUCAUUCUGAUGGUGGUUGGAGUAUUAGUAUUGGUAGCAAUACCUGUGGUGCAGAACAGGUCACUGCCAAAGAAACUGAAGUAUGGAAUAGUGCUUGAUGCCGGUUCCUCUCACACUGCAUUGUACAUCUACUCCUGGCCAGCUGAGAAGGUGAAUGAUACUGGUAUAGUUACAGAGGUGGAUUCCUGCAAAGUGAAAGGACCAGGCAUUUCCAGUUAUUGGAAUGAUAUUGAACAGGCCGGCAAAUCCCUGAAAGUGUGCCUCGAUAAGGCUAAAGAGCGAGUUCCUGAGAAACAGCAGUACGUGACCCCAGUGUAUCUCGGAGCAACAGCUGGCAUGCGCUUACUGAGAUCGCAGAACCAAGCUCUGGCUGAGCAACUUAUGAAAUCAGUGCAAGAGUUCAUUAAGACUUAUCCAUUCGAUUUCCAAGGGGUACAAAUUAUAAGAGGACAGGAAGAGGGAGUGUUUGGAUGGAUUACUGUCAAUUAUCUAAUGGAAAACAUCGGGAAGGAUAAUGCAGGAGGAAACCUUGAAACAGUGGGGGCGCUGGACCUGGGCGGUGCCUCCACACAGAUUACAUUUGUUCCUGGUGAGAAGAUUGAAUCCGAGGAAAGUGCUCUGAAAAUGCGUCUGUAUGGGAAGAGUUACAACAUAUACACACACAGCUACCUGUGUUAUGGAAAGGAUCAGGCCCUGAAAUUGCUACUGGAAAAACUGGAUAUCACUGACAAUGGAACCAUUUCAAACCCCUGUUUUAACAAAGGAUAUGUAAGAACAAUCAAUGUGACUGAAUUAUUUAAUAGUCCAUGCACAUCUGCACAGCACAAUAUAAUUCAGCAAAUGGUGAGGAUCAUUGGGACAGGGAACUUUGACCAAUGCGAUCACUACAUCAGAAGCAUCUUUAAUUUCAGUGUUUGUACGUGGAGCAGCUGUUCAUUUAAUGGGGUUUAUCAGCCAAAGGUCCAUGGAAAAUUUGGAGCAUUCUCUGCAUAUUAUUUUGUGAUGGACUUUUUUAAUCUGACAAGUGAAAAGUCUUAUGAUUUGUCCACAGCACAGCAGAGAGUGAAGGCAUUCUGUUUGAAGCCAUGGGCUGAGGUUAAAAGUUCAUUCUCAAUAAAUGAAAAAUAUCUGAGUGAAAACUGCUUUGCUGGACAAUAUAUCCUCAGCCUCCUGCAGAAUUACAAUUUUACCUCCAGUAAUUGGAAAACAAUCAUGUUUUUGAGAAAGAUUAAAGGUACAAAUGCUGGUUGGACACUUGGAUACAUGAUGAAUCUUACAAAUAUGAUCCCUGCAGAACCGCCUUACACCAAACCCCUCACCAAUACCUCAUAUCUAACAGUCAUGGUCAUCGUCUCCAUCUUCGUCUUCUUUCUGCUACUCAUUGGAUUUCUUAUUUUUAAGAAAAAAAUUUUCAAAGCACAAGAUAAGUUGUAAUUAAAUUUACAAAUACAGUAUAUGCUCGCACCAAUGUUCUGUCCAUUAAUCUUUCAACUCCAUUCAGACAAAGCAACCUACUACCUAUCCCAAAACCUGAGCUGGAAUUUUAUUCUUUGUUGACCAAAUGUCCACAUUUUGCUAUGGAAAUUGUUAUGGCAUUCCAUCCAUCCAUCUUCAUGUUGACUCCCUUCACCACUGGUGCAUAGUGACAAAAGUGUGAACCAUCUACAAGAUGCACUGAAGCAACUCAUCAAGACUCCUUCAAUAACAUCUUACAAACCUGUGAUUCUUAUCAACUUAGAAGGACAAGGACAGCAGAUAGAUGGGAACUUGACCACCUGCAAGCUCCCCUCCAAGUCAACCGCCAUCCUGAUUUGGAACUCCAUCACUCCUUCAGUAUCACUUGAUAAAAAUUUUGGAACUCCCUCCUUAACAGCAUUGUGCACGUCCCUCCACCCCAAGGACUGCAGUGGUUCAGGAAGGAUGUCCGUACCAACUUGGGCAGUCAAAUUCAGAAUGGGGAAUAAAUGCUGACCUAGCCAAUAAUUCCCACAUUCUGUGAAUGAAUUAAUUAAAAUGCUUAAAAUUGUAUUAUGCAGUAAAUUUACUUGUAUCCAAUUUGGCUAUACUCUCUCCAGCAAGCCCCAGGCAGUGGAGUUUCUCUGGAAUUGUUUAAGACUCAUUGGAUUAAGCAAUCAUCCUAAUUCCAGCAAUGAGUUGUCUCAAUAUUGUAAUAUUGAAAUUACCUGAUAUCUACUCAUUAAAUAUUCCCAAUGCCUGGACUGGGAUUUUGUUCCUUGUUGAGCAAAUGGUUAAAUUUUGCUUUGGAAAUGCUUAUUACAUGAAAAUCACAUGGAAAUCACGUGGCUAAUUUGAGCAACCAAAAAUGUGAGGUUUAUUGUGCAAAUAAGGAACUUGCUGCCCAAGAUGUCCUAUUCUUUUAGAAAUUGUGCGAUACUGAUUUGUUACUGACAGACAUAUCAUUCAAUUACAUAUGUGUGUGGUUAUUGUACUUAUCCGAUACAUUUUUGUUAAAUUUGCCAGUAAUAAUACACUUUUUAUUGGAAUGGUAAAUCAUAUUUAGUAGCAAAUAACUCUUUGGUUGUGAAAAUGAACUUUUACAAGCAAGGAAUCAUUCCUUCAGACGUUCAUUGUUGGAGAUUUAAAAUAUUUAAUCUUUCUUUCCUUCUCUUUAAAUCAGCUACAGAAAACAAAACAAUAUUGAAUUUGUUUUUCUAACUUUAUACUUCAUGAUACAAAGUCUGUGUUGCAUGUUAACAAUUCUUCAAUUUAAGUUGUUACAAGACACACGUCCUUUGUUCACAUAGAAAUUUCUGAUCCAGUGGAGAGGGGCUCUGUGUGUUUGGAUGGUUCACUGACAUCAACAUGUGAAACCUGUUUGUAAGGCACCGUUUGUUCAUUCCUCACCAGUGAUCUUAACCAAAUGUGUCUACAUGCAUCUGAUAUGCUUCCCAGCUUUUACUGAUACAGUGUGGCUUGCUGUGGUCACGGCUCCAGUUCAGGGUCAAUCUGCACAGGGUCGCACCUACUCCAGGGGCAUUGUGUACAGCUAGAGCAGCUGGACUGACACUGGCACUGAGGCAGUAUUACAGUAUACAUGAUAUCAAUUUGCUGCAUAGCAUUAGACAGGCUGAAAUAAUGCGGAAUUCGACCAACAUGUGCAACAAACCAGCACUUGCCCUACCACUCAUUCUCUAAUGCACUCAAGCUCUCUCUAACAUCCCUGAGUAUCAACAUUCUGGGAGUUACAAUUGACCACAAACUAAGCUGUACCAGCCAUUUGUACAUCACAAGAGCAGAGAGGAGGAGAGGCUGAGACUUCAGUGGCAAGUAACUCAUCUCCUGGAUUGCCAAUGCCUGUUCACUUUCUAUCAGACACAUUUUGGGACUGUGAAGAACUACUUUCCCCUUGCCUUGAUAAGUGUAGUUCCAAAAACAGUCAAGAAGCUCAAUAUCAUCCAGAACAAAGCAUUUGUUUGAUUGUCACCUUAUCCACUAACUUACAUAUUCGCUCCCUUCACACAUAGUCACAGCAGUAUGUGACAUUUACAAGAUGUACUGCAACAGCUCAUUAAGCCUCUUUCAAUAGCACUUUUCAACCCUGCAAACUAAUUCAUUUCAAAGAACAAGGGAAACAGAUGCCUAGGACUACUGACAUCUGUAUGUUAUCCUCCAAGCUUACACCACGUUGACUUAGAAAUAGAUUAUGGUUUCUUUGCUGUCACUAGAUCAAAAUGCUGGAACUCCCCUCCUAGUAGGUGUCCCUAUAAUCCCAAAGACUUCAGUUCACCACCACCUUCUCAAGGGCAAUUUGGGAUGGGCAAUAAAUUCUGGCCUAGCCAGAGAUGCCUAUGUUAUGUAAUUAAAUAAAAAGCACACUUGCAUCCUCGAUAGAAAGCUGAUAGAAUCUGUUCUCCUUCGUGGCCUCUCUCACACUUCCCAUCACAAUUCACUGGACCAUGGUUUGUGCAUGCAGUGUGACUGAGCUCUCUAGUCUGAUCCUGGAGCCUGAAUCAUGGAGACUAAUUGGAGCACUGCGAAUAUUGUCCUGGCUGACAUAGUGAAUUCAGUAUACAAAAGGAAAAUCUAAUUAGCCUAUCAAGCCAUGCUAGUACACAUUUGAUAAUUUGGAAAGGACAGACGUGCACAGUCACAGCUUAAAGGGAACAUUGCUCUAAUUUUCCUCAGUAUCAGAAUGACUCUUAUCAAAAUCACAAAUUCCAUCCGAGAUGAUUGCAACAAAUGUAAACUUUCCCUCCUUUGUCCUUCUCUACCUGCCUGUGGAAUAGUGAUGAGACCAAACCAUUUCCAGUGCCUCUCAAUUAUAAGGCCCUAGAUUUCAUAGGCCAGAUGCAGACCAUUCGGCUGACUGAAUCUAUUUCACUGUCCUGUCUUUACCCUUGAUUCCUUACUUAUUAAAAAUCUCCGUUUCUCAGCCUUAAAUAUGCUUAACAACCCAGUCUUUACAGCCCUCUGCACUAACAAAAAUUCCACAGAUUCACUACCCACUGACAGAAGAAAUUCUUCCUCCUUUCUUUCUUAAAUGGGUGAUCCCCUAACUCAGAUCAUGUGUUCUGGUCCUAGACCCUCCUGAAAGAUUCUCACUUACCAAAAAUCUUCAUAAGAACCCCCCUUAGAAGCUUAUGUAUUUCAAUAAGGUCAUUUUUCUAAAUUUCAAUGAGUACAAGUCCAACCUACACAACUCCUCACAAGAAAAUCCCUCCAAAUACAGGAUCAACCUUAUGAACCUUCCCUGGACUGCCUCCAAUGCCAAUAUCUUUCCUUAGGUAAAGGUAUCAAAACUGUUCACACUAUUCAGAUAUAGUCUGUCCGAUAUUUCCUAAUGAACCUGUUCAGAUAUGUUAACUAAUAAUAGCCAGAAAAUCACCUGUACUGGCUUCUCUUCUGUCUCCACACUAUUUCUUGAAGAUUUGAUCUUCGACCUCCUCAUGUUUAUUUUCUACAUUCAUCUCCUCUGUUCCAAAAGGACAGUAUUAAUUUUCACAUGUAUACUUAAUAACCUUCAGCUUGAUCUCAUCAUCACCUCACCCUACUCCUUCAAAGGUGCUUAUUCAUCAUCCAGUACUCAUGGAACAUAUAUUUUCGUAAAUCAAAUAUUGGGAAUACUGAAGCCAGUGUGUUCUAUCCCUAUUCCAAUCUUUAUUGAUUUCAUCCCUUUCCCUGAUAUCAGGGAAAGAUUAAGAUCGAGAUUAAUACAGGCGAAAGUGGGUAUUGCAGAUGCUGGAGAUUAGAGUCUAGAUUAGAGUAGUGCUGGAAUAGCACAGCAGGUCAGGCAGCAUCCGAGGAGCAGGAAAAUCGACGUUUCAGGCAAAAGCCCUUCAUAAGCCUGAUCUCAGCAUUUGUAUCAUAUUUGAUCCUGCAAUAAUGAGCUCCCAAUUUCAUAUUUAUAUUAUCACUAAAACAGCCUAUUUCUACUGAUAACAUAGUGUCUUCAUUCCUUCUCGGUUCUUUUGCUGGUGAAACCCUCACUUACAUCUUUGUUAACUCUGCACUUAUUGUUUCAAUGCACUCCACAAUGGACUUUCACGUUCUACCCUCCAUGCCUAUCAUGAUCACAUAUACUUCUAUAAGAUCCCCCCUCAGUUUCCAAUGCUGGAAAGAAAAAAGUCUGAUCUUGUCCAACCUCUCCCUAUAACUGGUAAUAUCUUUGUAAAUUUCUUCUGCACUCUUUCCAGUUUAAUAACAUUCUUAAAUAUUAAAGAAACAAAACCAGCAUGUCCCAUUCUAAAAGAUGAAGGUUUAAUGUAUCAUGACAGCUUCAUGACACUGUAACCCUUUUGCUAUAAAUUCUGUGUCAUGUGGUCCUGUUCCACAAUCACUUGAUGAAGAGGUAGCACCUCGAAAGCUAGUGCUUCCAAAUAAACCUGUUGGACUAUAAUCUAGUGUUGUAUAAUUUUGACUUUAAAAUUGUUAGCCUUAUUUCAAAGCUGCUCGUGGCCUUUCAAUUUCCUAUCUCUAAGUUAUACCAACCACAACCUUCUGAGGUUGUCGCAAAUGCACUCUAAUUCUGUCCACUUUUGACCCAUAUUUUAAAUGCUUCAUGGUUGGCAGCAAUGCCUUUGGUUUCUGGGAUUCAAUGCUCUGGAAUUAUUUCUUUUCUUGGAAAAAUUUCAAGAUUGCUAAGUUUUAAAUAAGCCGAUAAAUCUAUAGUGGCCCUCAGAGCUUUGUGGUAAAAGAAAGCACACCACAGAUUAGCUUGAGAGUAUUGAGAAGAUAAACAGAAUAAUGAACUGAGACAUUCAUAGUCAAGAGGAAGCAAAUAAAAGACUUAUCUCUGGUUCAGUGGAGGGAUGCAUGGUGGCUCAGUGGUUAGCACUGCUACUUCAGAGUGCCAGGGACCCAGGAUCAAUUCCACCCUCGGGUCGUGUGGAGUUUGCACGUUCUCCCUGUAUCUGUUUCUCCAGGUGCUCCAGUUUCUUCCCACAGACCAAAGAUGUGCAUUUUAGACCGUGCCACAUUGUCCCUGGUGGCCAGAGAUGUGUAGGUUAGGUGCGAAAUGUGGUGUUACUGGGUAGCAGGUUAGGUCUGGUGGGAUGCUCAUUGGAGGGUCGGUGUGGAUCCAAUGGGCUGAAUGGCCUGUUUCUGCACUGUAGAGAUUCUGUGAAAAAAAGAUUGCUGGAAUUGAAAACUAAACUGGUUUUCAGAGUACAGUGUUAAACUUAUGGAAGGUUAUGACAGAAUUAAAUACCUGAGUUGAUAUAUCUAAUCCAGAAAAGAUUGGGGUAGUAAGGAGUAAGAAGUGUAUAACAAAUAUAAUUAUGACAAUAAAUAAAACAGAAAAUGCUGGAGAAGCUCAGCAUGUCUGGCAGCAUCUGUGUGAGAAAAAAGAGUUUUGAUGUCUUAUAUGAUUUCUUGAAAAUAUCAAGUCAUAUUGGACUUGAAAUGUUAACUGUUUCUCUCUCCGCAGAUGCUGCCAGAUCUGCUGGAUUUCUCCAAUUUCUCUUGCUUUAGAUGGCCAGCAUUUGUAGUAUUUUGCUAUUAUUAUAGUAAUGUUAGUGUCAAGACUAUUUGAUUUGUUUACAUUUU
Molecule: messenger RNA, 7127 nt
Organism: Hemiscyllium ocellatum (epaulette shark)
Lineage: Eukaryota; Metazoa; Chordata; Chondrichthyes; Orectolobiformes; Hemiscylliidae
Gene: entpd1
Product: ectonucleoside triphosphate diphosphohydrolase 1
Exons: 10
Coding region: 63-1556 (497 amino acids)
Biological process (GO): nucleoside diphosphate catabolic process
Cellular component (GO): plasma membrane
Molecular function (GO): GDP phosphatase activity; UDP phosphatase activity
Source: RefSeq, a predicted model, not a curated record